AUGAGCCAAGAAAAGACCAGGACCAGGACCGUCGAAGAACAUCAACACCUUCCACCGCUCACCAUCGGUGAACAGACAAAGAGAAGGUGGAGAACUUCACUUCAGAAGCAACAUCUCAAACACUGGAGAAAGACCAGAACUGGCAAAGCUGCAGGAGUCUUCCAACGACUCCUGAACAUCUGGUUGUUGAAAUCCAUCACCACGGCAACAAAGCUACGCCUCUAUAUGUCAGUGGACAUCCCUACAGCGACCUACGCCUGUGAGACGUGGACGAAGACAGGCAGCAUCACCAACAAGUUUGAUGUCCUCCAUCGACGGGGCCUCAGAUCCAUCCUGAAGAUCUCAUGGAGAGACCACAUCACCGAUGAAGAGGUGAUGAAGAGGACAGGUGAAGCACCUUCGUCUGACAUCGUCUCUGACAGGAGAGAGAGAAAGACCGGACAUGAACUCUGA
Messenger RNA from Xyrichtys novacula (pearly razorfish), 453 nucleotides. The record is from the annotation of a GenBank genome assembly. NCBI's taxonomy places the organism in Eukaryota, Metazoa, Chordata, Actinopteri, Labriformes, Labridae.